AUGGUAUCGCCUCGUUUUUCAGUCUCCCGUUCACCGUCUCCACGUCGUUCUUCUUCCGCUGAGAAUGUCCGUAAAAGUUCAAUUUCUCGAUCCCACUCGACGUCUCCUUCUCGUUCUACUUCCAAUACUCAAGAUGUACCUCCUGACAAGAACAAAACGUCUAGUAUACAACCCAUAACAUUACGGGUUGAAAACCUCACGCGUAAUGUAAAUGCCGAUCAUUUACGUGAAAUUUUUGGAAAAUUUGGACUUGUCAUACGUGUGGAAAUGACAAUUCCUCGUGGAAAAGCAAGUGCCAUGGUAAUUUUUGCUAGUCAACAGGAUGCUGACAAUGCCAAGGAUCAUAUGCACGAUGGAUGGUUAGAUGGUAAUAAAUUACGAGUAUUGCUUGAUACAUGUCAAUCUGAGACGGACCAAAGGGUCACAAAUACUACUCGACGAACGGUGACGAAACCAUCGCUCUCGCCCGUGGUCGAAAUCGAUCGCCAAUUCGUGGAGGACGUGGACGACGUGGACCGUCACCUUUUCGAGGACGUAGUCGAAGUUUUAAUGCAAAUCGUCGUGGAGGACGAUCUCGUUCACCGGUGUUUCGACGACGUGCACCGUCACCGUUUCGAGGUGGACGACGUAGUCCAUUAA
Peronospora belbahrii is the source of this 639-nucleotide messenger RNA. The record is from the annotation of a GenBank genome assembly. Lineage: Eukaryota; Oomycota; Peronosporomycetes; Peronosporales; Peronosporaceae.